UCCCUGCUGCUCUCGCUACAGAAACAAAUGUUACAUUGUUUCGUCUCGUGUAUAAACACAGUCUCUCUAAUCCAGAUCUGGUUCUGUAGCGACACAACAGGAAACGGUCCCUUGUGAUGGAGGUGGGAUGACCGGAAGAGCCGCUGCAACAGCUCGACGGAAAAAACACUGAAACAAACGGACAGUGGCGACGUGCGAUUGGAUGGAAACGGAGAGGUAACCAGACUUGGUUUGUUACAGCUCGUCUCUGAACCAGACUGGCUUCUGAUUUCAGACAUGAAGGAACUGUUGAGCGAGCUCGAUCCGUCACUCCUCUCCCGAAGAGAGAGGAUGGAGGAAGAAUGAAUCGUCACGGCUGUGCAGAGACCGUAGAGCAGGAUGUCCUCGGGUCGUGAUGAUGGAAGUGAAAUGAGAUUGUUUUUAGUUAUCGUGCGUUUCACAGAUUCCAUUAUGCACCAGUGUCUGCAGUGACUGAAGCGCCGUUUCUUCCACCUGCUCGAUGCCACUUCAGGCUGCUCUCACCGGCUGUAGCUGGCGUUAACGCGACGCCGUACCACUCUCCCGCCUGGCUUGUGCACCGGCUGCUUCCUGCAGCACCACGGACAGCGACCAUGACUCGGCUGCGCAGGAAAGCUCUCAUCGCACUUUUCCUCUUCACGCUCUUCAUUUUCGGGACCAUGAUGGGACUCAGGACGCUGAAGCCCAGCGACGGCUUCUCGGACAUGGCCCCCGGGAUGGACUUCAUCGGGGAGAGGUCCGACAGGCGGCGGCUGGACGUGAAAGACGUGGUGGUGUCGCCGGGUCAGUUCCACAUGGGCAGCAGCGACACUAAAGUGGUUUUCACCAAAUCCGACAGAGAUUACAGCAUUUUCUAUGAUGUGCACAUAUUCUACUACCUGUGGUACGGCUCUCCCAGCAUGGACAACAAGUACAUUCACUGGGAUCACGUGUUGGUGCCACACUGGGACCCUAAGAUUGCAGCCAGUCAUGCCCAAGGAAGGCACACACCUCCAGAAGACAUUGCCUCAAGUUUUUACCCUGAGCUGGGACCCUACAGCUCCAGGGACCCAAAGGUGCUGGACUCACACAUGGCCCAGAUAGAAGCGGCUGCAGCAGGGGUGCUGGUGUUGUCCUGGUAUCCUCCCGGGGUGGCGGACGACCACGGGGAGCCCACAGAGGACCUGGUUCCUGCUGUCAUGGACGCCGCCCACAGGCACAGCAUCAAGGUGGCCUUUCACAUCCAGCCGUACAAAGGGCGGACGGACCAGAGCAUGCAUGACAACAUCAAAUACAUUACUGACAAGUAUGGAAAACACAGCGCCUUCUACAGAUUCAGGUCCAGCACGGGGCGAAUCCUGCCUCUGUUUUAUGUCUACGACUCCUACCUGACACCACCAGAGUCCUGGGCGGAGCUCCUGACAGCUAAAGGCUCCCACAGCGUCAGGGGCACGCCUUACGACGGCAUUUUCGUCGCCCUCAUCGUCGAGGAGCGCCACAAACACGACAUCCUAGCUAGCGGCUUCGAUGGUAUGUACACCUACUUUGCCUCCAACGGAUUCUCCUUCGGUUCAUCCCACCAGAACUGGAAAGCCAUCAAGACCUUCUGCGACGCAAACAAUCUACUGUUCAUCCCCAGCGUCGGCCCGGGGUACGUAGACACGGCCGUCCGACCGUGGAACAACCAUAACACCAGGAACAGGGUGAACGGACGCUACUACGAGACAUCCCUGCAGGCAGCUCUGUCCGUCAGACCAGAGAUCGUCACCAUCACAUCCUUUAAUCAAUGGCACGAAGGAACGCAGAUAGAGAAGGCGGUACCUAAGAAAACAGUCACCCGUUUGUACCUGGACUACCAACCCAACCAGCCUGGCCACUACCUGGAGCUCACGCGUCAGUGGGCUGAGAACUUCAACAAGGAGAAGGACAAAUGGCUGAUGUGAACAUGGUUUAUUUACCCCGGUAGAUACGCUGAGCCUCUCACUGUAGAAAGACAACAACUUUAUGUUUGUACAUGUACUCGUUUCUCUCCGUUACUCUAGCACCGCUGAUGAGCUUUUCCCUCCAAACCUUCACUCUACUGUCACUGUUUUUAAUCACUAACAUUUUUUGUACAGGUUAAUAAUGUCGCCGCUUUGUCGGAUCUACAAGGUCACAGCGACGGAUAAUCGUCAUUUCCUGAUUAACAAAAUCAGUUCGGUAUCUGUUUGAGACGUCGAGAAAGUGUGGCUAUGUACAGUAACUCUGCUCUGUAGGGUUUUUCUUUUUUUCUUAUUUUCUUAUGAUAGGAGAUUGUUCUUGUUCUAAGAAUGUUCUUCCCUGUAUUUCCUUGA
Messenger RNA from Seriola dumerili (greater amberjack), 2330 nucleotides. It is a transcript of the gene maneal, whose product is annotated as glycoprotein endo-alpha-1,2-mannosidase-like protein. NCBI's taxonomy places the organism in Eukaryota, Metazoa, Chordata, Actinopteri, Carangiformes, Carangidae. Gene Ontology annotation, cellular component: Golgi apparatus. Gene Ontology annotation, molecular function: alpha-mannosidase activity. The transcript has 4 exons. The record is from RefSeq and is a predicted model, not a curated record. Bases 612 to 1940 code for a protein of 442 amino acids.